GCUCUAUUACAGUGCUUGUGGUCAAGGCUGUUUCAGAUAUUGUUUACUACAUUAUACAUGUACAUUUCGUUACUCGUUACUACCUCAUUCACAAAGGAAAUAAUGAUGCAUAAGAUCAAAUGCACGCAUUGCAUGUCUAUUCAAUUGGAUGGCUUUGAUGUGCCUACAGAAACAGUGUAAAGAAGUGGGGUUGAGGCGAAUAAUGAACCUGCCGCCUGUAACUGCAUGACUUGCAUAAUAUUCAUCAUGGAAAAUUUCACUCCCUAGGACAAGGCUUCAAGCGACAGUACGUGAGUUGGGACAGAAAAGUCGUCCCUUUGAACGCGUAGGCCUACUAUCGAAAUAUAUCAUCAUGUAGGCUCACUGUUGUCAUCAUCGUUGUGACUGGUGACUAAUCAUUUCCGAAAAUGGCGUCAUCUGAAAAUUACGACGACGACAAGUGGGGCUGGAUCAUGGUAGCCACCUUGUUCAUCUGCAAUUUGGUGGUGUACGGUAACUUGAAAGCGCUGGGUGUCCUCCUCAUUCCCAUGACCAACGACCUGGACAGCGACUUGUGGCUGGUCGGAUGGGUUUUAAUCUUCUAUGGAAUAAUGCAUCAUUGCAUGGGGCCUGUCGUCGGAGCUGCGUGUCGCCUGCUGGGCAGCCGUCCCAUGAUGGUGUUUGGUGGACUUCUUGGUACGCUAGGCUUCAUGCUGACGUCCAUAUCAACCAGCGUUUUGGCAAUGACCAUUUAUAUUGUGGGAUUGGCAGGUGUUGGGUCUGCAUUUUGUUUGUUCAUUAGCUUGGCAACAAUGGCUUCAUACUUUAAAGAGAAAUUCCUACUCGCCGCUGGAAUAUCGAAUUUGGGUAUUCCUAUUAGCAUGAUGGUUUACGGACCCAUGACCCAGGUACUUCUUGACACCUAUGGUUGGAGAGGAACCACGCUCUUACUGGGAGGUGUCUCGUUUCAUCUGGUGGCGUGCGCUAUGUUAGUGCGACAGGAUCCAUCUUCUUCUUCACCAGACACUGAGAAGUACCAAGAAGUUCCGGUAAGCGAUGAGGACGAAAGCAAAGAAUGUAGAGAAGGGAUAAUUUGUCUCAAUGACAAAACUGAUACCGAUGGUACAAGUUGCUCAGAUCCAGGCCCUUGUAAAAGGGCACGGCAGUGUUGCCGACUCGUCGUGGAAGCAAUGGAUUUUGCAUUGCUGGCAGAUGUUAGGUUUGUUUUGCUGACUGGUGUGAAAGCCGCAGCAAAUUUUACCUAUUAUGCGUGGGUGGUUUUCAUGGUUUCGCAUGGGCAGUUUCAGAACCUCAGCGAAAUCCAGGCUUCGUUUCUUCCCACUUCGUACGGAGUUGGCAACGCCAUUGGAAAUUUGAUAGUGCCUCUCCUUCAGCAGGUCGGUAUAAAACCAUCCAUGACAUUUUGUGGGUGUUUCGGGACGAGCCUCGUAUGUGUAUCGCUCCUCCUAGACGCCUUCGUCAGACCGUUCAUCGGACAGUUGGCUCUUACUGGACUCGUCGGCGUUGGUUACGGUGUGAUGUUCCAAGCCAUUGAUGUCAUGUCACGGUUCAUUACGACGGAUGACCGGUUGGUUAGUGUACUGGGCUGGCAAGGAAUGUUUAGUGGUGUUGCGGGGACACUUGGCGGAUUGAUAUCAGGGCAGAUUUACGAGUGGACGGGAAGUUUCAGCGUGGCUCUCUGCUUGUUUGCUGGAAUUAUAUUGCUGUCGAUCCCCCUAUUAGUUACUGAAGCUCUCUAUGCCAAGCGACAGGCCUCGGUGGACCUUCAGUGAUGAUGAGCCAAAAAUAUCGUCAGCUUUACACAAACAGCGAUUUCUUUUUAUGCAGACCUCGUUUUCUUACAACGGGGGCCAUGCCCCCCCCCAAAAAAAAAUAAUUAAUUAAAAGAACCAUUUUUUUAAGUGACGUUGCAAAGAGGCAGCCACUGUGUACGUCAAAAUAUUUUGCCUGCAACAACUGGUUAAAGUGGUCAGAUCGCAAAACGGAGCAUCUAGACUUCUAGAAAAAUGCUGGGAUUGUUGCAGUCGUCCUUCCUCCAUGGUGAAUCAAAAAUUCUGAAAGAGACGCUUAAACUGCUUAAAACUUUUCGUGUGUGACUGGACGUUUGUAAACACUGGCAAUCGUGGACUAGGGACAAAUAAAUUGGGGCACAAACAAAGGGUCCACGAUUGACCGAACGACCACGACUAAAAAUCUUGUAAUCAAUGAGUUGUUGCCAACAAGUUAGAAUUCGUUGAUGUUAUAUG
Messenger RNA from Patiria miniata (bat star), 2246 nucleotides. RefSeq names its product monocarboxylate transporter 13-like. The transcript has 4 exons. NCBI's taxonomy places the organism in Eukaryota, Metazoa, Echinodermata, Asteroidea, Valvatida, Asterinidae. Bases 408 to 1772 code for a protein of 454 amino acids. Gene Ontology annotation, biological process: monocarboxylic acid transport; transmembrane transport. Gene Ontology annotation, molecular function: monocarboxylic acid transmembrane transporter activity. The record is from RefSeq and is a predicted model, not a curated record.